This is a messenger RNA of Daucus carota subsp. sativus, 2689 nucleotides long. RefSeq names its product G-type lectin S-receptor-like serine/threonine-protein kinase At4g27290. The transcript has 7 exons. Gene Ontology annotation, molecular function: ATP binding; protein serine/threonine kinase activity. The record is from RefSeq and is a predicted model, not a curated record. The coding region runs from base 35 to 2509 and encodes 824 amino acids. Lineage: Eukaryota; Viridiplantae; Streptophyta; Magnoliopsida; Apiales; Apiaceae. Gene Ontology annotation, biological process: recognition of pollen; protein phosphorylation.
UUAGGGGUUAAAAUUUGGAUCAAAGAAGAGAGGAAUGGCCAAUAGAAUGCAGUUGCCUAGCAUUAUUCUAGUUUGCUCCAUUUUAUCCUCUACCUUAAUCAAAUCCAUGGCAGUAGACACCAUCAGCAUGCAUCAGACGUUUCGAGACGGAGACACCAUCACAUCAGCUGGUGGAGAGUUUCAACUUGGAUUUUUCAGCCCAGGCAGCUCGACGAAUCGAUAUUUGGGCAUCUGGUACAAGAAAAUAUCAAGAGUGACUGUUGUAUGGGUUGCUAAUAGAGAUAGUCCUCUUGUGAAUACUUCAGGCUUCUUGCAAAUCAGCCGCGAGGGAAUUAUUUUGCAAGCGGUCAAUAGUAGUACAGGGAUAAUCUGGUCAUGGAGCACGUCUAAAUUAUUCAAAAAUCCUGUUUUACAGCUACUGGAUACAGGAAAUUUGAUUCUGAGAGAUGAGGAUCGCGAUUUUAAGAGCGAAGAAGAUUUUAUAUGGCAGAGUUUUGAUCACCCAGGAGACAAUAUGCUACCUGGCAUGAAGUUUGGAAUAGACCUGGUAACUGGUAUGAACAGGAUCUCUUCGUCGUGGACAAGUGUAAAUGAUCCAUCCCGAGGCAGUUUUACCAUUGGACUUGAUACGAGUGGUUUUCCACAAAUUCUUUUGUCAAAAGGUUCAGUAAUUCAGGCCAGGACCGGACGAUGGGAUGGUUAUAAGUUUAAAGGCAUUCCCAAAAGGAGUUUGAAUGGAAUUUUUAAAGACGAAUUUGUUUUCAAUGAAAAGGAAAUUUAUUACAGGUUUUAUCUCGUCAAUCCAACUUCUGCUACCAUGAGGAUCAUACUGACUCCAACAGGAAAUGUAAAAGUUCUUGUGUGGAAUGAUCAACAGCAAAUUUGGACAGUUUACUCUAGUCUAAUGGAUAAUGAUUGUGAUCGUUAUGGACUGUGCGGUGGUUAUGGGAUAUGUAAGAUAGACAAAACUCCAAGAUGUGAAUGCUUGAGAGGUUUUGUACCGAGAUCUCAAGAGAAGUGGAAAGCAGCAGAUUGGUCUAGUGGAUGCAUCCGCAAAACUAAUCUUGUUUGUGGGACCGAUGAGGGUUUUGUGAAAUAUUCGGGUGUGAAGUUACCAGACAUGCGUAGCUCUUGGUAUACUCUGAAAAUGAGCCUUCAAGAAUGUGAAAAAUUGUGCCUGAAAAAUUGCUCUUGUACAGCUUAUGCAAAUGCAGAUGCCAGAAGAGGUGGGCAUGGAUGUCUCUUAUGGUUUGGUGAACUGAUUGAUAUUAGCGACUAUGCUGAAGAUGGAGAAGAUAUUUAUGUAAGAAUGCCAUCGUCUGAAUUAGUAAAAAGCAGAAAGGGGAAACUAGAGUUCAUUCUGAUUACUGCUGUGCUAUUAGUGGUGCUAGUCGGCCUAAUACUUCUUUCAGUAUACAAGAAGAGAAAACUGAUGAAAGAAGAAAGCUUGAAAUUGGAUUCGGAAAGUGUUUCCCUGACCAAAAUUGAGAAUGAAGAUCUGGAGUUGCCAUUAUAUGACUUUGAAAGCAUUGCACAUGCCACAAGUAACUUCUCCCCGGAGAAAAAACUUGGAGAGGGUGGCUUUGGACCUGUAUACAAGGGCACAUUGACUGGUGGACUGGAAAUAGCCGUGAAAAGGCUUUCAAAAGAUUCAAGUCAAGGACUAGAUGAGUUUAAAAAUGAAGUUUCGUGUAUUGCCAAACUUCAGCAUAGAAAUCUGGUGACACUUCUUGGUUGCUGCACGGAGAAAGGAGAGAGGAUUUUGAUAUACGAAUAUAUGGCUAACAAAAGUCUAGAUUCGUUCAUAUUUGAUAGUAACGCUAGAAACACAUUGGACUGGCCGAAGUUAUACAACAUAAUAACUGGCAUUGCCAGGGGACUUCUGUAUCUUCAUCAGGAUUCAAAGCUAAGGAUCAUACAUAGAGAUCUUAAAGCCAGCAACAUUUUACUUGAUCAUGAUAUGAAUCCGAAGAUUUCAGACUUUGGAAUGGCAAGGAGUUUUGGAGGAAAUGAAACUGAAUCAAAUACAUCAAGAAUUGUUGGGACAUAUGGUUACAUGUCCCCGGAGUAUGCUAUUGAUGGACAAUUUUCUGUCAAAUCGGAUGUUUAUAGUUUUGGCGUUUUACUAAUAGAGAUAAUAACAGGAGUAAAAAACAGAUUAUUCAGUCAUCCUGAUCACAGCUUAAACCUUCUAGGGCAUGCAUGGCUGAGCUACGAACAAGACAAUCUAUUGCAACUCAUUGAUGGAGUGAUCUUGGAGUCCAACAACUAUUCUGAAGUCUUUCGAGUUAUACAAAUUGGACUACUCUGCGUUCAACAUGAUCCGGAGGACAGGCCAGUGAUGUCACAGGUGGUUCUCAUGUUGAGCAGUAACAUGAAACUGCCACAUCCCAAGCAACCUGGGUUUUUCAUGGAGAGAUAUUUGCUUAGACAAGACCAAUUUUUGAGCAAGCCCAAUUUGUCAUCAUCCACCCAAUUAACGAUUACCACUCUCCUACCUCGACAAUAGUUCUGAUUUUUCACAUGCCUUGAUUAAAAAUAUAACUGCUAUAUACUCUAAUACACUAAAGCUGUUAUAAGAUGAGUUUAAUGGGAUAAUUUAGUGUAUGCAAGCAUAUUUUAUUGUAAAACAUUAAAAGAUUUAGAUAUGUGCAAUGAAUUAACUGCCAACAUUUUGUUUUGAUCCAUC